Zeugodacus cucurbitae (melon fly) is the source of this 562-nucleotide messenger RNA. RefSeq names its product thioredoxin-like protein 4A (gene Dim1). Gene Ontology annotation, biological process: mRNA splicing, via spliceosome. The transcript has 2 exons. Gene Ontology annotation, cellular component: U4/U6 x U5 tri-snRNP complex; spliceosomal complex; U5 snRNP. Bases 130 to 558 code for a protein of 142 amino acids. The record is from RefSeq and is a predicted model, not a curated record. NCBI's taxonomy places the organism in Eukaryota, Metazoa, Arthropoda, Insecta, Diptera, Tephritidae.
GCUGAUUGUCAAUCAGAUGUUAGUAAACGUUUACAAUCGUAUACAAUUUCGCGCGUGUAAAAUUGUAUAAGUAACUUAAAAAAUAAGUUUUUAUUGAAUUUCCUGCUGUUUUAAUAAAAAACCCUCAAUAUGUCGUAUAUGUUACCACAUUUACACAAUGGCUGGCAAGUAGACCAAGCCAUAUUAUCCGAGGAAGAUCGCGUAGUAGUUAUACGCUUUGGACACGAUUGGGAUCCCGCGUGCAUGAAAAUGGACGAAGUAAUGUACAGCAUAGCGGAGAAAGUGAAAAACUUCGCUGUAAUUUACCUGGUGGACAUUACAGAGGUGCCCGAUUUCAAUAAGAUGUAUGAAUUGUACGAUCCCUGCACAGUCAUGUUUUUCUUCCGCAACAAACAUAUCAUGAUUGAUUUGGGCACUGGUAAUAACAACAAAAUCAAUUGGCCACUUGAGGAUAAGCAGGAAAUGAUCGAUAUCGUGGAGACUGUGUAUCGUGGUGCACGUAAAGGUCGUGGUCUAGUCGUAUCACCAAAAGACUAUUCAACCAAAUAUAGAUAUUAAAUUG